This is a messenger RNA of Spodoptera littoralis (African cotton leafworm), 1311 nucleotides long. Lineage: Eukaryota; Metazoa; Arthropoda; Insecta; Lepidoptera; Noctuidae. The record is from the annotation of a GenBank genome assembly.
GAAAAGCGUGCGUUGUGUUAUUUUUUGGUUAUGUUGUGAUUGAAUUGUGUGUAUUUUCUGAGAAGAAAAUGUCUGAACAAGCUGUAACUAAACCAGCAGGAAAAAGUUGGCGUGAAAUAAAUCAAGAAAGAAAGGCUUUGAAGCGUCAACGAAAUGAAGAAAAAAUUAUUAAACGUGAAAAAAGAGUCGCACUAGAUCGUGAAGCUGAAACUAAAGUACAAGAAGAGAUUGCACGAGAAAAGAAAAAUGCUGAAAUUUCUACUGUUAGUAUAGCCAUCCCUGGCUCCAUACUGGAAAAUGCUCAAUCUGCUGAGUUGCGUACAUAUUUAGCUGGUCAAAUUGCGAGAGCUGCUUGUGUAUUUUGUGUAGACGAAGUUAUUGUGUAUGAUGAUGUUGGAGAAAAAUUAAACACUAAAAAGUCAAAACUUGAAGAUGGUGAUGGAGUGGUUGUUGCACGCAAAAGUUGUGUUCAGUUGGCACGCAUUUUACAAUACCUUGAGUGUCCACAGUAUCUACGGAAGCAUUUCUUUCCUUUACACAAAGAUUUGGAAUUUGCUGGGUUGCUUAAUCCUCUAGAUGCUCCACAUCAUUUAAGGAUGUCAAAUGAUUUUCAGUUUAGGGAGGGCAUAACUAUGAACAAAAAAACAAAGCCAGGUCGAGGUUCUCAGGUGAAUGUUGGAUUACUUCAAGAUAUUUCUACAGAUAAGUUACUGAAUCCUGGUAUCAGAGUUACAGUCAGAAUGCUUCCGACUCAAGAGGGUGGCAAGAAGCUGAAAGGAAAAAUUGUUAGUCUCACCACCCCAAGAGCUGAAACAGGAGUGUACUGGGGUUAUACUGUCAGGAUAGCUAAUAAUCUAAGUCAAGUCUUUACACAAAGCCCUUACAAAGAUGGGUAUGAUUUAACAAUUGGAACUUCUGAUAAAGGCUCACCUAUUGAAGAAUUGCCAGAUAAAGAGGUUAGAUAUAACCAUGCAUUAAUAGUCUUCGGAGGUUUACACGGUAUUGAAGCAGCUUUGGAAAGUGAUGAACAAUUAAAAGCUGAAGAAGCUAGUUUGUUGUUCAAUCACUAUAUUAAUGUUUUACCUAAUCAAGGUUCUAGAACAAUCAGGACUGAAGAAGCUGUUCUCAUUACUAUGGCAGGUCUUAGAAAUAAACUGAAGGCUAAUAAUGAGCCAAUGGUUUUCACUGGCACUGGAAUCGCCCAGAGUUCAUCAUUCCCAACCUCUAAACCAGAAUUGUCAGAUUCUGGUACUGAUAACAAUAUAGAUUUAAGCAGAUUUGACUAAUAAUAAUAAACAAAUAUUAAUAACA